CCCCAAACCGCUUAAGGGCGAUUGUUAGAAGAAAGUACAGGAAGACGACUGGCUCGGUGUUGAAGUCCUGCCUUCGCUGCUGUCAUGCCGGAAUUGAAAAGCUGACUUGACGAGUAGCAGGCAUGAAAAAUCCAGUGGAAGCCUCAGUAGUGCCAGGGCAACAUUGACGAUGCACCCCUGUCGUCUGAAUCAAUCUGCUAAAAGUGGAUUUUCAGUCGGGAGUUUAACUAGUGUAGCCUAGCUAAAGCUAACGCUAGCUACGUUCGCUUCAAACUUUGGUAAACACAACUCAAUUCGUAUUAACUUGUGUUGACGUUACACGCGGAUGCCGGUGGCUGAAGUCGUGGUUUGUAUUUUUAAAGGAUAUUGGAAUGCAUAUUCUGGGUACGUCCCGACGACGACUCGCAGCACUUUGAAUUUCCCUCCUUCUGGAAGACAGACAGAGGGCUUAGCGAAGAAUUCACUCGGCGAGUUUGGCUCCGGACCAGAUCAUUCGCAACUGUGUGCUAAUUGUGGCUAGUUAUCCAUCCGUCGGACCAACCUGGACUCGAGGAGAUUAUAAUCAUUGUUUUGACUUGGCCCCUAUUGUUUUGGUAAUUCGUCAGACCAGUCUUUUGCUUUGAGUGUUUUUUUCUUUUUUUUGCGUCAACGAGAUUACCUCCACGCGGAGACUAUUUUGACUCCGAGUUGAAAGAAAAGGAUUAACUUUACAACUAUGGACCCACACACGGGAUACGCUGCCUCGGCUCCUGCUCCCAAGAAAGACAAGAAGUCAAAGAAGGGCUAUGAAGAUGGAGAGGGCAAAAAGAAAUUUAAACUGAAACGUCUGAUUCCAGAUGAGUUGGAACGUUUUACCAGCAUGAGGAUAAAGAAGGACAAGGAGAAGCUCAGCCAUGUGACAGGUCACCGUCAUUCUGCAGCCGCCAACUAUGAAAUCAACGCGCCCAGUGCCAUGCUGCACGACCAUACAGAUGAAUACGUCCUCGAACUUUUUGAACAGAUGCUGGUGGAUAUGAACCUGAAUGAGGAGAAGCAGCAGCCUCUCAGGGAAAAAGACAUCACAAUUAAACGUGAAAUGGUCUCUCAGUACCUGCACACCUCGAAAGCGGGCCAAGAUCAGAAAGAAAGCUCUAAGUCAGCCAUGAUGUAUAUACAAGAGUUGAGGUCAGACUACCGGGACUCACAGCUACUGAGCUGUCUGGAAUCUCUACGGGUCUCGCUCAAUAACAACCCUGUCAGUUGGGUGCAGAAUUUCGGAGAUGAAGGCCUGGCUCUUCUGUUGAACCUGCUCAGAAGACUGCAGGAAGAAAAAGACGAGUAUCCAAUGAUGGGAGUGAAAUGUCAACAUGAGAUCAUACGCUGUCUGAAAGCCUUCAUGAACAACAAGUACGGUUUAAAAUCCAUGCUGGAGUCGGAUGAGGGAAUUCCUCUGCUGGUCAGGGCCAUUGACCCAAGGGUGCCUCAUAUGAUGGUUGAUGCUGUCAAGCUGCUCUCUGCCAUCUCCAUAUUGGAACACUCAGACAAUCUUCAUGAGCGUGUUCUAGAAGCCAUCACAGAGGAGGCAGAGAAACGGGACAUUGAAAGAUUCCAGCCUCUCCUGGCUGGCAUGAAAAGUUCCAGCAUCACCCUGAAGGGUGGAUGCAUGCAGCUAAUCAAUGCAUUGAUCAGUCGGGGAGAGGAGUUGGACUUCAGGAUCCAUAUUCGCUCUGAACUUCUAAGAUUAGGACUGAGAGACUGCCUUAAGGAGGUGAGGACAAUAGAAAACGAAGAGCUCAGGGUGCAACUGACAGUCUUUGAUGAGCAGGCCGAAGAUGACUCGGAGGACCUUAAAUCGCGCCUCGAUGACAUCCGCAUUGAGAUGGAUGAUGUGAGGGAAGUGUUUGACAUUCUGGUCAACACGGUGAAGGACUCCAAAGCUGAAAGCAACUUCCUCUCCCUGAUGCAGCACCUCCUGCUGAUCCGCAAUGAUUAUUUGGCCAGGCCUCAGUACUACAAGUUAAUAGAUGAGUGUAUUGCUCAGAUCGUGCUUCACAGGAAUGGAGCAGACCCGGACUUUAAGUGCCGCAACAUCAGGCUCAACAUUGAAGGCUUAAUUGACAACAUGGUCGACCAAACAAAGGUGGAAACCAGUGAAGCCAAGGCGAUUGAGCUUGAGAAGAAGCUGGAUGCAGAGUUGACCGCACGCCACGAGUUGCAGGUGGAGAUGAAGAAACUCGAGGGCGACUAUGAACAGAAGUUGCAGGAGCUGAGCCAAGAAAAAGAGCAACUGGCCUCCUCCAAGCAUGAGCGGGAAAAAGAGAACCAGGGUCUGCAGCAACAGCUAAGCACUUUGCAACUGCAGAUUGAAACACUAUCCAAAGAUCUGGAAGAGGCGAAGACUAAAGUUGUUACAGUUCCUGUGCCAAUGCCUGGUGUGCCACCUGCCCCUCCUCUCCCUGGCCGCACUGGGGAUUUGCCUCCACCACCCCCACCCCCACCCAUGCCAGGCCAUUCAACCCUGCUACCAACGCCACCACCUCCUCAAAUCGGCAUACCUCCUCCUCCGCCGCCCUUACCAGGGAUGCCAGGCCCUCCACCUCCACCGCCCUUACCAGGGAUGCCAGGCCCUCCACCUCCGCCACCCUUACCAGGCAUGCCAGGACCUCCACCACCUCCACCCCUGCCUGGCAUGCCAGGACCACCAGGACUGUCACCUCCUCCACCCUUGCCUGGGAUGGGACCUCCCCCACCGCCUCCGCCACCAGGUGGUCCUGGUAUCCCUCCACCACCUCCA
This is a messenger RNA of Hippocampus zosterae (dwarf seahorse), 2773 nucleotides long. Its product is annotated as protein diaphanous homolog 1. Gene Ontology annotation, molecular function: small GTPase binding; microtubule binding; actin binding. The record is from RefSeq and is a predicted model, not a curated record. Gene Ontology annotation, biological process: actin cytoskeleton organization; actin filament polymerization. The transcript has 16 exons. Lineage: Eukaryota; Metazoa; Chordata; Actinopteri; Syngnathiformes; Syngnathidae. The annotation marks the transcript as partial. Gene Ontology annotation, cellular component: actin filament; cytoplasm.